CACUCUGGGACUCUGGAGUAACAGCGAGCAAGAUGGCGCUUUGUUUCAGCACUGGACAGCUCCCGCCAAAUUCGCUGUGAAACUACAGCCAGGUAGAAUUAUUGGGCAGUCUCGCGUUUUGACAUGUUUUCUGUUGUUCGUGUAUCUGGCUUUCGAAGGAAUGGUCCAUCGGACUUGCGCGUCGUUUGGUGCAGCGAAUAAAGAGGACAGAUAUUCGUGAACAUGUACCAGGGGCAACUGAGCUGCUCGCUGGUGCCUCCGCAACGACAAUCCAACCUCCGCAGGAAUGAAUGAUGGAAUAUUAGAAGAAAAUGCCAACGGCUGACGCUGACUAAGAUUAACAUGACUGUGGAACUGGUGGAAUUAUCUGUUUCGUUUUCAAUCCUUAUAAAAUGUAGGCGAAUGCUGAGCUAACAAGAGCCGUUUUUCAGGCGAGAAAAUAACACUCUGUCAGAGACAAUACUGAUUUAUCCGCCAAACAACGAUUGUACGUUUUAAUGCAAAACCUACCAGUAUCUUCAGGUUUAACAGGAUGUCCGCUGCUUUAGUGCUAACGAUCAUGUCUGCGUCGUAUUUCAACCCCAGCUUCGCAUUGAGCUCACAUUUUGAUUCAGAUGGCGCUCCUCUGAGUGAGCUCUCCUGGUCGUCCUCCCUGGCUGUGGUCGCUGUGUCUUUCUCGGGUCUCUUCACCUUCGUUUUCCUCAUGCUGGCCUGCCUGUGCUGCAAAAAAGGAGAAAUUGGAUUUAAGGAGUUCGAGAAUGCGGAGGGUGAUGAAUAUCAGGUGAACAUGUCCACGCUGGCAUCCCCAGCCUCUGGCAGCAGCACUGAUGUAUACGUCCUGCCACUCACGGAAGUAUCGCUGCCUGUCGCCAAGCAACCACUCACAGAAGUAUCGCUGCCUGUUGCCAAGCAACCAGCCCGAUCAGUCCAGCUCCUGAAGUCAACGGAGACGUGUCGCCACAGUUUGAUGUGCAUUAAGGAAAUCGGGCAUGGGUGGUUUGGCAAGGUGUUGUUGGGGGAGUUAAACUCUGGCCUGAGCAGUACUCAAGUGGUGGUGAAAGAACUGAAGGCAGGCACUAGUGUUCACGACCAGAUGCGUUUCCUGGAGGAGGCGAGACCUUAUCGGUCCCUGCAGCAUUCUGCUCUAGUGCAGUGUCUGGCCCAGUGCACUGAGGUCUCUCCUUAUCUUCUCAUCAUGGAGCUCUGUCCUCUGGGCGAUGUAAAAGGUUACCUGCGCAGCUGCAGGGUGGCGGACUCUGUGACCCCCGACCCUUUACUUCUUCAGCGAAUGGCGUGCCAGAUAGCCUCAGGCCUUCUGCAUCUCCACAAACACAACUACACCCACAGUGAUCUGGCUUUGAGGAAUUGCCUUCUAACAUCAGAUUUGACUGUCAAGAUUGGAGACUAUGGGCUAUCACAGAGCAAGUAUAAGGAUGACUACUUUGUGACUUCGGACCAAUCCUGGGUGCCGUUACGAUGGAUUGCACCUGAGAUGGUGAAUGAAGUGCAUGGAAACUUACUGGUGGUGGACCAGACCAAACAAAGCAACAUUUGGUCUCUUGGGGUAACUAUCUGGGAGUUGUUUGAGUUGGGAAACCAGCCUUACCGUCACUAUUCUGACCGGCAGGUCCUCAGCUACGCUGUGAAGGACCAGCAGCUAAAACUGCCAAAACCACUGCUUCAGUUUCCUCUAGCUGACCGCUGGUAUGAAGUAAUGCAGUUCUGCUGGCUUCAGCCAGACCAGAGGCCCAGUGCUGAGGAGGUCCACCUCUUGCUCAGUUACCUGUGUGCCAAAGGUGCCAGUGAAGCAGAAGAAGACUUCGAGAGGCGCUGGAACUCCAUGAGACCCAACAUGAAUCACAGCAGUCUGCAUGGGGCUGGUCCCCUGGCCCUUAACAUGCCUCAGACCUCCACAACCUCCUCCUCCUUCCCCUUACUGGAGCAGUUCUCUACAGGGGAUGGCUACCAAUCAGGAGAUGACAUUCUCACAGUUACUGAGACCAGCCAUGGCCUGAACUUUGAGUACAAAUGGGAGCAAGCAAGAGUGAAGCAGCCGUAUCACUCUUCCACAGGAACAUUAGGUCAGGGAAAUCCACACUGCCAGGAGAUCUAUUACCCCCCUGGAGGUAUGGUAGGUGGAUGUGGAAUCAGUGGAAUGACCCUAGGAGUCUCUCCUCAAUACUAUGAAGCUAAACACUUACAUACCCCAGGUGUUGUACCAGUCCUCAAUGCUCACAGUACAUCAAUGAGUAGUGAGUACUACAUUCGUAUUGAAGAGCCGGUAGAUUGCAGUGUUGAUUUGGAAUACCCAAUGUGUGCUUACAGCCCUGACUUUGGAGGCAGCAGUGGCAGCUUCCUCACUGCUAGUGGAGACUCUGGUGAAUGUAUAAACUGUCCCUCUGAGGGAAAGCCGAUUGAUUCUUACUGGUCAGCUGACAUGCACAAAAACAGUGCCUACGAUUCAGACAGUAGUCCUGCCUUGUCCCUUACCAUGGAACCACUACUGGGUCAGGUAUCUGAUGCCAGCCCUCUCAGGCCUUGGGAGUCAGGUCAUUAUGUAUCAUAUAAAGACAGAGAUGGUGGCUAUUAUUAUGAACCCUCUCCACCAAUGGGAAUGGAGCGCUACCUGUUUGGAGACCCAUCAGAACCUCAAAGGGAAAGCUGGGGUUCCCGGAGUCUGAGGCAGGCACUCGGUGAGUUGGAGGACCCCUUGGGGAUCUCACCCUCUCUUGGCAGCCCCCCACGAGGCUUUAGAGACCCUUACAUAGAGAGCAGUCAAGGAUCAGUAAUAGGGAAAAAUGUAACUGGAGGAUAUUAUGACAUGAUGGGUUCCUUAAGAAAGACCAUGCCAGGGAACCAUUCAAUCUGUAUUGACAUGGAGUCAGGUGGAGCUUUGUUUGUGGGGCAAGAUGACAGUGAUUCAGAAGAGGAAGACCUGUUAGUGGACAGGCAGGCAAUGGACUGGGCCAGCAACCACUCAACAAAAAACACUCUGAGCUUGUCCCGGAGACAGGCUUUAACCAGGCAAGAUGCUUACACAGACUUUCACUACACAAUGCCAAUGACCGAUGUUGAAGAUGCAUGGCCAAAGGAACACAGCCUCCCGUACCGCUCUGCCAAACAACUUAACUACCUGGAAGCUGCAGCCAAAAGCAACACUUGUCCAGUGCAUGGCAGACAUGCACCAGUAUCUUCAGUAGACUGCAACUCCCAUAGUCACUUGUGUCAUGAACCCAGAGAGGCAGAGGUGUACCCUGUUCCAUGCUGUCAGGCUUUAAGCAAUUCCCACUUUGUGGAUCCACUCACAGGGUCGUUGGUGAGAAACAGUUUUAUGAAUGAUAAUGUCUCGGAAAAAAAUACAGGCUUACCCAACAGGGACCAGCAGGUAAACCAACCUGCUUUAUCCACCGGACAUGUCACUGCCAAGACCGAGACAACAAAAAACAAUGUAAAACAGAAAGAACAUCCAGAGUGUGUUGAUUUUGCAGUAAAAGAGGAAAUACCCAGACAAGAAAGCAGCAUACAAGAUGAUACAGGACAACUAGACCCCCAAACAGAGGCUGUAACCAUGACUCAACAGUUAGAGAAACCCCUCACUGAGCACACCUCCACUGAGCCUGAAUCAGAGAUAAGCAGAGCAGUGGAUAGUGGAGUGGACAAUGGACAGUCCAGUAUCAGCCUGGUGGAGAUUGAUGACUGCAGUGAUGAGGACAUUACUGAUGUCACCUCAGGAAUUUUUGGCGACUUCCCAGGAGAUUAUAAUGAAACAGUCGACUACACCAACCCUACAUUCAAGUCCCUGCAAAAGCAGGUAGGCACACCUGAUUCCAUGGAAUCCAUUGAUCUACCAUCUACAGUAAGCUCCAGUGAAACUUUCAGCCCAGCCUCUAUCCAUCCAUCAAGUUCAUCCAGAGCCAUGGACAGCGGUUAUGACACAGAGAACAACGAGUCUCCUGAAUUUGUCCCCAAAGAACCCCACGAACCACAAGAUGCAAAAGCCUUCAUCAAGCCUUUGGAGGCAUCCAUUUCUGACCCACUGCCACUCACAGAAGCAAGAGAUCAAGAUGGGGCAAUGGUUGAUCCACCACAAGAGGACAGGGAGGUGGCAGUUGCUUUGACAACAACUCAAAACAAUGAUGAGGGGCUGACUGCACUAAGUGAAAAAACUCCAUACAGAGAUUCAGCCUACUUUUCUGACUGUGAUACAGCGAAAGAGAAAGAAAGUGAAGAACACAAUGAAAAAGAUACAGAUAAUCUUGAGAAACAGAGGGAGAAAUCCAUAGAAAUUAUAGAUAAAGAGGAACUAUUGACUAUACAGAUAGUAGAACAAGACAAUGAAAUGCCACAUGUAGGGGCGACUAAUGAAAAUGGUGAAUGCAUCCACAACAAUACUGAGGAACAGGCUGAGAAUCUGCUCCUAGAGGAAGACGAAAUAGUCUGCGUUAGUACCCCUGAAGUCAAUGUCAUUCCGCCUUCUUCUGCUGAAAUGGCCGAAUGCCCAGUAAACAAGGAUGAGGAUGAGCUCGAUUCAGGUCGGAAUCAGGAAGAGUUGCCAUCUGAAAGUCAGUCCUCAGAUCUAACUGCAUUGCCAUUUUCUGAUGCCACAAAAGAAACCAGUGAACCUGAGGAGACAGAGAGCAUCCUUUCUCUUGAACCAUUAACCACUGUAAGUGCAGACAUUGAUGUUGAGACCAUUCUUGAUGCCUUCAACAAUCCAGAUGAACCCCAGACAGAAGAGGAGGUAACUGAAAAAGAAACAUCUAUGACGUGCUUGAAAGAACCAACAUCUCAGGAUGGCACUGAUGUGAUGCCAACAGCAAACACAGCAAGGGUUUCUAUAGACACUUUAGCAGACAAGUCUGAAACUCCUGACGGUAAUACCAAGGGCUCCACUCGCCCGUUUUCUCCUCCCCCUCUACCACCACCUGAGGGACGAGCGUCUCCAGCAGAUGGGCAAGAGGCAGAUGAGGAAGACGGGGACUCAGAGGACAGCGAUGAAUCAGAUGAGGAGCUCCGUACCUACCGCAUCCAGGAGCAGAGCGAGGAGAGUGAUGACGAGGUGCUAGCAGUGCCCAUUGUAGUGAGCGACUGCAGCCAAGCACACAAGCUCAGGAGCCUGCUAAAGAUUCCCAGCCUGCUCCCUGACUCACUCUGCGAUGACCUGGAGUCCAAGAAGAAGGUCGUGUCCUUCUUUGAUGAUGUCACCGUGUACUUGUUUGACCAAGAGAGCCCAACCAGAGAGCUAGCAGAACAUGGCCUCCCACUGGGAGAGGAGGCAGACUCACAGAGUACCAAAAUCUCAGCGCCAGACCAACAGGAGAGGGUCAAUGCAUCGGAUGACUCCUCCGAUGGAAACAUUUCAGAAGAGAGUGCAGCAUUUGAGUGGGAGGAUGACUUCACUUUGCUGCAGCUCCCGACCUCUGUGAAAGGGUCACCUCCAGACGUCAGGGCUGAGCCGACCCUUCCACCCAGUGUCGCAGACAGCAAACCUGCAGGGCAGUUCUCCCGUUUCACAGUCUCCCCUUCAACCAUCUCACGCUUCUCCAUCACCCAUGUUUCUGACUCGGAUAUAGAUUCUGCAGGAGGAAGCAGUGAGGAUGGGGAGAAAGAAUGACAGCUGCAAAACACUGCCAUCUAUGGGGUAGCACUCAGCAUGGACUUAAUUCCUCCAGACCUUCUGGUCUUUGACGUGAAAAUUAUACCAUUUCUAAGAUUCUUUUGGAUCCCAUCAAAGACAGUGCCUAUUGUUGUUAGAAAAUACUUACAGAGUAGUUGUUAUUAUGUGUUCCCUAAACAAAUGGACACAUAUAGGGCCAUAUAAUUCUUGAAAAUAAUUAUUACAUUAUUAUUAAUAGUGUAAACCCCGAACAAUAUCUUACUCGUUGAAAUCAUGCCUAUUUUAAACUAGUGACGGUUUUGAAGGUCUGUACAGUGAGAACAGGAUUCUCCUGAAGCAGUCUGUUAAUAAAGGACACGAGACAUUAUCAUGAAGGAUGGCUGUGACCCUAAAGCCCCAUCUACAAUCCGCAUUUUUGCAGAUAGAAUAGGAACAUUCAGAUGAAGAAAGAAAUAUUCUUGCAAAAAUCCAAAACAAGAAGAAGAAAAAAAAUCUAAAUUUGCUCACUGCUGUUUUUCCCCCAGGACUGGGUAAUAUAAAAAGCCCAAAUUACCUUUUAUUGUGAAGGGUUGUCAGCAUAUUGCUAAAAAUGCUAAAAGACCCUUUGGCUCCAUUGUUAGGGACUGGUAACAGUUUUAUUUAACAUUGUUUAGGAAGAUAUUUGUUUGGGGGAAGAUUAACACGUAGCUGCCUCGAGCCAUCUACCUGAAAGUAGCAAAAUAUACAGGGUGAUGCAACAUUGUGAAACUCUGACCAGCUCAUGUUGCUGACAAUGGUAAGGUUUCCCAUGUAAUUUAUAUAAUUUGCAUUAUCUUAGUAUUUUUAAGGAGACAUAAAUAACGUUUGCCUGGUUGCUAAACAUAUCUGUGAAUUACAUUUCAGUAUUAUAAAUUAAGUCACAGUCAUUAUCAGUGAUAUGUUUUAAAAAUAAUUUUUAACUGCCUGUCCUGCCUUGUACAAGCUAGAAAAAAUAUCAGUGGAACUGACAAAGAUGCAGUGCUUAUAGCAUGAGCUCUUACUUAGCAUCACGUAUACAGUUUUAGGUUUUAAUUUUGACCCUAGAAUUAGAGCACUGACAAAUGCUAAGUUAACGUAUUUUGGCCAAAUCUAUGCUGCUCUUUCAACUGCUUCACACACACACGGACAAAAAAAAUCUAAAUAUCCAGACCUGGAGCCCUUUUUGUCUACAGAACAUUUUAUGAUGAGCACGUUAAACAGUGAUGCUGUACAUGUAUGCUACCUAAAGAUGCUCAGACCUGGGGUGUCUGACUAGGGUGUUCAUAUUUGUUGUCUUAAAAGAUUUUAUUUAACAUGUUGCCGUUCUCAUCACUUUUAUGAAAUUUACAAAGAAAAUGCUGAAAAAAAAAAAGACGUGAAAAGCCGAUGUCAACCGAAUUAAGGUUUUUGCAAGGUAAUAAUAAAUACUGGUUGUUUACCAGUAUUGAAAAUAGUUGAAAAUAAACUUCAUUUUCUGGAAAGCGUUAUGGUGGAUGCAAUGACCGCCUCUCUCAGUAAGAAAUUUCUUGAUGUUAAAACAAUUAUAAGAUGUACAGGAAUUUUAUGUGAUCUGCAUACUUUUGUGCUUUGGACCCCAAACUAGGGCAAAAAAUUGAAGAGAAGAAAAAAAUGUAAACAAAAACAAACAAAAAACGCAGGCUUUAUCCUACAUAUGUUCAGUGUUUGUUUGCCUCUUAUGGCAAUAUUAUUCGUAAUGGUUUAGCUUAGAUUGAACUAGACGGCAGUCUGUACUAUUUUUGUAUUUUACAAAACAAUUUUAAACUACUGAUGGAAAAACAAUAUGACAGUUAUGCUGGAUAUAGUGGAAGAGUUCAUCUACAUGUACCUGCUGCCAAAGACGUGUUAUUUAAAGGGGCCCAGCUGGACUUGUCAGGCAAAGUAGUUGCUUGACACAGAUGUAAUUGGAUGUGAUUGAAUGAUGUGAUGGGAUAGACCUCUAUAGAGCUAUACAGGGGAGAGAUGAAUGAUGGUAUGAUGAAAACCACACAUGUCCUUCUUGUGUGUCACAAGAUCAGUGACUGUACACAAAAUAAAUAAAUAAAUAAGU
Electrophorus electricus (electric eel) is the source of this 7682-nucleotide messenger RNA. It is a transcript of the gene lmtkb, whose product is annotated as apoptosis-associated tyrosine kinase b. Gene Ontology annotation, biological process: brain development; peptidyl-tyrosine autophosphorylation. Lineage: Eukaryota; Metazoa; Chordata; Actinopteri; Gymnotiformes; Gymnotidae. The record is from RefSeq and is a predicted model, not a curated record. Gene Ontology annotation, molecular function: protein tyrosine kinase activity; ATP binding.